AUGUCGCCCAGCGGCGAACGCCUCAAGGAUGAGGGCUCCCGCCUGCAGGUCGUAACGGCCGGCGCCACCGCCGGCCUUUUUGCACGCUUUGUAAUCGCCCCCCUCGAUGUCGUCAAGAUCCGCCUCCAAUUGCAAACACACUCGCUCUCCGACCCUCUGUCGAUCCAGUCCGCCAGGGGCGGGCCCGUGUACAAGGGCACACUGGGUACCUUGAAGCACAUUCUUGCAAACGAGGGCAUCACAGGGCUAUGGAAAGGCAAUAUCCCUGCGGAGUUGAUGUAUGUCUGCUACUCGGCAGUCCAAUUCACCACCUACCGCUCGACAGCCCAGCUAUUACAGGUGACCUUCGAUAACCGGCUACCACAUGCCGCUGAGUCUUUUGUUGCCGGAGCUGCCGCCGGGGCUGCGGCUACAACGGCCACAUACCCCCUCGAUCUGCUACGGACUCGUUUCGCGGCGCAAGGGAACGAGCCAGUGUAUACUAGUCUUCGGCACGCCGUCACCGAUAUCUACCGAGACGAAGGUCUUCGCGGCUUCUUCCGUGGGCUCGGACCCGGUGUGGCGCAGAUUGUGCCGUACAUGGGUAUCUUCUUCGCCACGUACGAGGGACUGCGCCUGCCACUCGGGGACUUGCAUCUCCCCUGGGGUGGUGGUGAUGCCACUGCAGGUGUGAUAGCGAGUGUGCUGUCCAAAACGGCUGUUUUCCCCCUCGAUCUGGUCCGGAAACGUAUACAAGUCCAGGGCCCCACGAGAGCUCGGUAUGUGCAUAAAAACAUUCCCGAGUAUCCUGGGGCGGUGCGGGCUCUGCGGAUGAUCUUCUUGAGUGAGGGUAUCCGAGGGUUAUACCGUGGUUUGACAGUUAGUCUUAUCAAAGCCGCACCGGGAAGUGCUGUCACAGUUUGGACGUAUGAGAGAAUGUUGAGGUUUUUGAUGAGACUCGAUAAUACUGACGAAAAGCGUUUCUGA
Molecule: messenger RNA, 966 nt
Organism: Colletotrichum truncatum
Lineage: Eukaryota; Fungi; Ascomycota; Sordariomycetes; Glomerellales; Glomerellaceae
Product: Mitochondrial thiamine pyrophosphate carrier 1
Biological process (GO): thiamine pyrophosphate transmembrane transport
Cellular component (GO): mitochondrial inner membrane
Molecular function (GO): thiamine transmembrane transporter activity
Source: RefSeq, a predicted model, not a curated record